Lutra lutra (Eurasian river otter) is the source of this 966-nucleotide messenger RNA. RefSeq names its product arylamine N-acetyltransferase 1. The record is from RefSeq and is a predicted model, not a curated record. The transcript has 2 exons. Lineage: Eukaryota; Metazoa; Chordata; Mammalia; Carnivora; Mustelidae. Bases 64 to 936 code for a protein of 290 amino acids. Gene Ontology annotation, molecular function: acetyltransferase activity.
GGAAGUGGGAAGACUGCAGUCAGCCUGGUUCCUUGUUAUUAGUUCUAGCGGAGAUUGGGGAUCAUGGACAUUGAAGCUUAUUUUGAAAGAAUUGGUUAUAGGAACUCUAGGAAGAAACUGGACUUGGAAACAUUAACUGACAUUCUUCAGCACCAGAUCCGAACCAUUCCUUUUGAGAACCUUAACAUUCAUUGUGGGGAAGCCAUGGAAUUGGGCUUGGAGGCCAUUUUUGAUCAACUUGUGAGGAGGAACCGUGGUGGGUGGUGUCUCCAGGUCAAUCAUCUUCUAUAUUGGGCUCUGACCACAAUUGGUUUUGAGACCACAAUGUUGGGAGGGUAUGUUUACAGUACUCCAGCCAACAAAUAUAGCAAUGCUAUGAUUCACCUUCUGCUGAAGGUGACUACUGAUGGCAGGAAUUACAUAGUGGAUGCUGGGUUUGGACGCUCUUACCAGAUGUGGCAGCCUCUGGAGUUAAUUUCUGGAAAGGAUCAGCCUCAGGUGCCUUGCAUUUUCCACUUGACAGAAGACAAAGGAAUCUGGUACUUGGACCAAAUCAGAAGAGAACAGUACAUUUCAAAUCAAGAAUUUCUUAAUUCUGAUCUUCUGGAAAAGAACAAAUACCGAAAAAUAUACUCCUUUACUCUUGAACCUCGAACAAUUGAAGAUUUUGAGUCUGUGAAUGCAUACCUUCAGAUAUCUCCAACAUCUGUGUUUACAAGCAAGUCAUUCUGUUCCUUGCAGACCUCUGAAGGGGUUCACUGUUUAGUGGGCUGCACCCUUUCCUAUAGGAAAUUCAAUUUUAAAGACAAUAUGGAUUUGAUAGAGUUUAAGAUACUGAAUGAGGAAGAAGUAGAAAAAAAGCUUAAAAAUAUAUUUAAUAUUUCCUUGGAGAGAAAGCUUGUGCCCAAACAUGGUGAUCAGUUUUUUACCAUUUAGUAUAAGGAGUAAAAAUGGCCUUUGGUAUUA